CUCGACGAACACAGACAGAGGUUGAAGUUCAAAGGUCGAGGCAAAGAUGAUUUCAAAGGCUACGAGAUGUGUUAAACUGUAACGUUACUAUUCAAUCUUCGGCACAGAUUAAACAGGCUCAACAACAAUGAUAAUUAGACAAUGCAGAUAAAGUCAAAUUUAGAUUAAAUACGUAACUGUUAUUGUGUUUUGUGCUUGCUUUUCCGUGCGCAGGAAGUCCGGGAGUGGAUAGUUGCAGUGUUGAUAUCUUUGCUCAGCUACAUGGUUGAAUAACAUAGCAAGCUAGCUCUAAAAGGAGAUAGAGGUAAACAAACGUGUUACAAAACACAAUUUUAGCUUCAUAGAAAACUAAUAGCUAUGGCAUUGCAAUUGUUAAGUUAAUAUACUGCAUUCAGUGAGAACAUACGCUAUGUCAGCUUUGUUAUUCCAGCACCGAGCUGGCCUUUGUAGAAAAUACAGUAGAGGUUUAUUGUGGACGCUGUCAAGGCGAAACUCUCAUAUAUUGGUAAACAAACUGAUAUCCAGCGACAGUGUUAAAAAUGUGCUGUCCAGAUGCGUCAAUGUCAGAAAGAUGCUUCUUUCAAAAUCAGAGCGGACACUUACAAGUCAGCCACAAAAACUCAUUCAGAGUCUUCUCCACAGACCUUUGGGUCCUGGCAUGGGGGGAAUUAGCAAAGAGUUAAUCAGGAGCAACCUGCUGAGGAACCCUGUUGGGUUGGUAAAUCUAUUAGGGGAAAUAAACUUCUUCAGUACAUCUCAAUCUAAACAAGAGAAAAAUAAAAGUAAUGGACCAAAGGGAAAAACUCCAGAGGAAGAUGAAGAGGAGAAGAAACGUCGUGAGCAGGAGGACCAGAUGUACCGGGAGCGCCUGCGGACCCUCUUCAUCAUAGCGCUCAUCAUGAGCCUGCUAAACUCCAUUAAUACCAGUGGUGGUAACAUCUCUUGGAAUGACUUUGUCAAUGAGAUGUUGGCCAAGGGAGAGGUGUCACGCGUGCAAGUCGUUCCUGAGAGUGACAUUGUUGAAAUCUACCUUCAUCCUGGAGCAGUUAUCUUUGGAAGGCCUAGGCUGGCGCUCAUGUACAGAAUGCAGGUUGCCAACAUUGACAAAUUUGAGGAGAAGCUGAGAACUGCUGAAGAAGAGCUGAAUAUUGACACUAAGGACAGGAUACCGGUGUCCUACAAACGCACUGGAUUCUUUGGAAAUGCAAUCUAUGCUCUGGGCAUGGCUGCCAUUGGUGUGGCUAUUCUCUGGUAUAUCUUUCGACUAGCAGGCAUGGGAGGCAGAGAGGGCGGCUUCAGUGCUUUUAAUCAGCUGAAGAUGGCCAAGUUCACCAUUGUGGACGGCAAGUCGGGUAAAGGUGUGAAUUUCAAAGAUGUAGCAGGCAUGCACGAGGCUAAGAUGGAAGUAAAGGAAUUUGUUGAUUACCUUAAGAAUCCAGAGCGAUACCUCCAGCUGGGAGCUAAGGUUCCCAAGGGUGCACUGUUGCUUGGGCCUCCAGGCUGUGGGAAGACCCUGCUUGCUAAGGCUGUAGCCACUGAGGCCCAGGUGCCCUUUCUGGCUAUGGCUGGCUCUGAGUUUGUGGAGGUCAUUGGAGGUCUGGGUGCUGCUAGGGUCAGGAGUCUGUUCAAGGAGGCUCGAGGCCGAGCACCCUGCAUUGUCUACAUCGAUGAGAUUGAUGCUGUGGGAAAGAAGCGCUCCACCAACAUGUCAGGGUUCUCCAAUACUGAAGAGGAGCAGACGCUCAACCAGCUGCUGGUAGAAAUGGAUGGAAUGGGAACGACUGACCAUGUCAUUGUCCUUGCUUCCACUAACAGAGGAGAUAUUUUGGACAAUGCUCUCAUGAGACCAGGCAGACUGGACAGGCACAUCUUUAUAGAUCUGCCCACAGUGCAGGAGAGGAAAGAGAUCUUUGAGCAACAUCUGAAGAUCUUGAAGCUGACCCAACCAGCUAAUGUCUACUCUCUGCGUCUGGCUGAGCUCACCCCAGGCUUCAGUGGUGCAGACAUUGCUAACAUUUGUAACGAAGCUGCCCUGCAUGCUGCCAGAGAGGGACACAAGUCCAUCGAUACCUUUAACUUUGAGUAUGCAGUGGAGAGAGUAAUAGCAGGAAGCGUAAAGAAGAGUAAGAUCCUGUCCAAAGAGGAGCAGAGGGUGGUUGCCUUCCAUGAGUCUGGACAUGCCUUAGUGGGAUGGCUACUUGAGCACACAGAGGCAGUCCUGAAGGUGUCCAUUGCCCCGCGGACUAAUGCAGCCCUGGGAUUUGCCCAGAUCCUACCUCGUGACCAAUACCUGUUCACCAAGGAGCAGCUGUUUGAGCGGAUGUGUAUGGCUCUGGGAGGAAGAACUGCUGAGGCUAUCACCUUUAACAGGGUUACAACAGGAGCUCAAGAUGACUUGCGUAAGGUGACUCGUGUGGCCUACUCUAUGGUGAAGCAGUACGGCAUGUGUGACAGUGUCGGCCAGGUCUCAUUCCCAGACACAGAGGAACAAGGUGCCAUUGGACGCCGUCCUUUCAGCCAGGGCCUGCAGCAGCAGAUGGACCACGAGGCUAAGAUAUUGAUAGCCCGUGCUUACAGGCACACAGAGAAGCUGCUACUGGACAACAGAGACAAGCUGACACUGUUGGCCAAUGCGCUGUUAGAGCGUGAGGUGGUGAACUACAAUGACAUUGAAGCCUUGCUGGGUCCACCCCCCCAUGGGCCCAAAAAGAUGAUCGUCCCGCAGAGCUGGUUGGAGGCUGAGAGGGACCAACAAGACACAGGAGAAGAUGAACCUCCACCACCUCCCCGCAAACAAAGAGAGGAGGACGUGGAUCCACAGCUACUAUGAUCUUAAAAUGUAUGUUUUCCAAAUGCUGCAUUUUGGGGGGGGGGUCAUCUGGGCGAAUUUUCUAAAACUUGGCAUUGAUUCCUCACUUUGAAGCUUUAUAUGCCUGAAAGUGAAAUCAUCAAAGUUUCUUAAAACUCUGCAAUCCAUGCAGACUUUUGUGCAAAUUAAAAUUUGCACUUGUUUUUCAGUUAGCUGACCUAUUUAGAUCAUCAUCAGAUUAGAUCAUCUGAAACAGGCCUCAUCAAGCCAGCGCAACUUUGAGAAUGAUUAUUUUGGGAGGAAUUCCAUCAUUUUUCUCACAUGCUUGCUGCACAGCCAUAUUAUUAUGCCUAAAAAGAAGUCUGUUUAAACAGGAGGUCUCUAACUAGCCUAAAGCGCAGGUAGUUUAGAAAAGCCCUCUAAUCAACAUUUACUGUAUGUGCAAUCAACAAUUAUAUACUCUGGCUUAGAAUUCCCAAACACUGUGCUAAUACCUGAAAGUGACAUGGGAUCAUUUUAUGCAAACAUACUGUAGCAUAUACAGGUUUGGAUUUGAGUAUUACUUUUGCUGUUGGCCAUUUGUAACUCAAGUCAUUCUAUACUGAAAACAGUCGUCUUUAGGGGUGAUUUAUUUACCUUGCCUUGAGAUGACGUGCACCAGAUAUAUUUGCAUUCAUUCAGGUGACUCACAUCUACACAAACACAUUAAGGUUUGCAUUAUUGUGUUUGGUAUUCAAGUGAGCUGCAGUAAAGAAUUAUAACAGAUUGUAGUGGACAUUUGCUGUGGACAUUUAUACCUAAUAGUGUGUACUUCUGUAAAGAGAAGUGGUAAGGAACAAAUGAAACUGCUCUCCAUCAGUGAGGAAACUACAUUUUACAUUUUGAAAUAGCCCUUUUAGCGGCAGGUAUUACUCCACACAUCUUGUUCCUUCUCUCAACGCGAGACAUGCAGAUUGUGUUAAUAGAUGGAAUUGGUUGGAAGGUUGAGCUUGUGUUUUCUUUGAAAAAAAGUCUUUGUAUUAGGGAUUGUGUAUUGGUUUGAUUGCCACAUGUGAAUAUGAAGUCCCACAGGAUGGUGUUAAAUAUUAAAAUAAAGUUUUAUUUAAAUAUUG
This is a messenger RNA of Siniperca chuatsi (mandarin fish), 3921 nucleotides long. It is a transcript of the gene spg7, whose product is annotated as SPG7 matrix AAA peptidase subunit, paraplegin. The record is from RefSeq and is a predicted model, not a curated record. Gene Ontology annotation, cellular component: membrane; m-AAA complex. NCBI's taxonomy places the organism in Eukaryota, Metazoa, Chordata, Actinopteri, Centrarchiformes, Sinipercidae. Gene Ontology annotation, molecular function: ATP hydrolysis activity; ATP binding; ATP-dependent peptidase activity. Bases 410 to 2830 code for a protein of 806 amino acids. Gene Ontology annotation, biological process: mitochondrial protein processing; protein-containing complex assembly. The transcript has 17 exons.